GCCCCUCCCAGCCUGCCCCGCGCGGCGGGUACGGCGGCCGGAGGCGGACAUGGGGCGCGCGGAGAUGGCGCGCGUGCCGCACGUCGUGGCCGACACCGGCGCGUUCCUGAGCGCGGCCCCGCUGCAGGACGUGGCGCAGAACCUGUACACGGUGCCCGAGGUGCUGGCCGAGAUCCGCGACCGCCCCGCGCGCCGCCGCCUGGCCGCGCUGCCCUGCGAGCUGCGGCUCCGCCGCCCGCGGCCCGACCUGCUGCGCCUCGUCACUGACUUCGCCAAGAAGACCGGGGACUACCCCAGCCUCUCGGCUGCCGACCUGCAGGUCCUUGCCCUCACCUGCCAGCUGCAGGCCGAGACCGACGGCCUGGGCUGCCUGCGCUGGGAGCCCCGGGACAAGGUGCAGCUCAGCUCCACCCCGCGACACCCCGAGGCCCCCCUGCACCUCGCUGGCUUCCACCUGCCCACCAAGCACAAGCAUCCCGGGAAAGGCCAGGGUCAGCCCAGCCCUGAGAGGAGCACGGUCCCAGCUGAGAGUGAUGAGUUCAGCUCCUUCCUCUACUGGAGGCCCCCCCUGCCCAGCAUUGAGGAGGAGCUGCAGGAGCUGCUGAAAGCUCAAGCCAUCUCUGUUGUUCCGGAGGCCACUGAGGAGCACCAGAGCUCUGAGAAUGGGGCCAGUGCUGAAGAAGAGGAGGACGAGGAGGAGAGUGAUGAUGAGGGUUGGAUAACACCCAGCAACCUCAAGCAGGUCCAGCAGGACACAGGGCACUGUGACACUGCUCCUGUAGACGUUCAGGUCGGCUGUGUCACCACUGACUUUGCCAUGCAGAACGUGCUGCUGCAGAUGGGCCUCCACGUGCUGGCAGUGAAUGGGAUGCUGAUCCGCCAGGCCAGGAGCUACAUCCUGCGCUGCCACGGCUGCUUCAAGACCACUUCAGACAUGACCAAGGUCUUCUGUCCCCACUGUGGUAACAAGACGCUGAAGAAGGUGGCAGUGAGUGUCAGUGAGGACGGGAGUCUCCACAUGCAUUUCUCCCGCAACCCCAAAGUGCUGAACCCCCGGGGGCUCAGGUACCCGCUGCCGGCCCCGCGGGGUGGGAAACACGCCAACAACCCCCACCUGGUGGAGGACCAGCCCUUCCCGCAGCAGCGACUGUCCCGCAAGGCCAGGCAGAAAACCAACGUCUUCGACCCCGACUACCUGGCCGGGGUCUCCCCCUUCGCGGAGAACGACGUCUGCAGCCGCGCCGCCAACCUGCAGAUCCGGGACGCGGCGCUGGGCGCCGGCAGGAGACGCCUGAACCCCAACGCUGUCACCAAGAAGUUUGUGAAGAGGAGGUGAAGGGCAGGACGGGCCCUCCUGGCCACGUGGCCCGGGGGCGUCUGCCCACGCUCAGACACUGCUGCUCCCGGGGGGUGAGGCCUCUCCCAGCUGCUGCCAGGCCUUUCCUUCCCGCUUCUCUGGGGCCUGAGGAGUGGCCAGUGACUGGGGGCAACAGUCACUGGUUUCGGGGGGCUCUGGCCCAGGGGAGGUGGCUGUCCCCUGCUCAGCCCCCAGGUGACAAGCUCAGCCCUCGGGCAGCCCAGGCUGGGGCUGCUGUGCUAAUAAACACCACCCCCCCAG
Molecule: messenger RNA, 1618 nt
Organism: Apus apus (common swift)
Lineage: Eukaryota; Metazoa; Chordata; Aves; Apodiformes; Apodidae
Gene: NOB1
Product: NIN1 (RPN12) binding protein 1 homolog
Exons: 9
Coding region: 50-1336 (428 amino acids)
Biological process (GO): ribosomal small subunit biogenesis; maturation of SSU-rRNA
Cellular component (GO): preribosome, small subunit precursor
Molecular function (GO): RNA endonuclease activity
Source: RefSeq, a predicted model, not a curated record